This is a messenger RNA of Lotus japonicus, 549 nucleotides long. RefSeq names its product protein FAR-RED IMPAIRED RESPONSE 1-like. Bases 1 to 549 code for a protein of 182 amino acids. The transcript has a single exon. Lineage: Eukaryota; Viridiplantae; Streptophyta; Magnoliopsida; Fabales; Fabaceae. The record is from RefSeq and is a predicted model, not a curated record.
AUGGACUUGAUGCUGGGGCAGAAAGGUGGUCAUGAGGCAUUGGGUUUUACCAAGAAGGAUCUGUUCAAUCACAUUGAUAAGGAGAAGCGGAUAAGGGUAGGAAACGGAGAUGUCGUUGCUGCUUUGUCAUAUUUUCAAGCUAAGGCUGAGGGUGAUCCAAUGUUUUUCUCCAAGUAUACUAAAACUGAAGAUGAAAAUCUGAAGGGCUUAUUUUGGAGUGAUGGAGUAAGCAAAGUUGAUUACCAUGCAUUUGGUGAUAUAAUUGCCUUUGACAGCACCUAUAAGAGAAAUAAGUAUAAUAAGCCUCUGGUGAUUUUCUCUGGCUACAAUCAUCAUGGUCAGACAACAAUUUUUGCUUGCGCUUUGAUUACGGAUGAGUCGAUUGAGACAUAUAAGUGGGUUCUAGAGAAAUUUGUUGAGUGUAUGUUUGAGAAGCAUCCCAAAGUUGUUGUUAUAGAUGGUGAUUUAGCUAUGAAAGAAGCAAUAAGGGUUGUCUUUCCUAAUGCCCGACACAGAUUGUGUUCAUGCAUAUUCAACAAAAAGCUUUAG